AUGACUGACAAAUUCAACUGGGAUAAGGUCCCCAAAGAACUAUACACCAGACUCGGCAAUUCGGGAUUGGAAAUCUCCAAGAUUAUCUUGGGAUGUAUGUCUUACGGUAAUAAGACAUGGUUCCCAUUCAUCCUCGACCAAGAAGACGAGGUGAUGGAGAUGAUGAAGAAAGCUUACGACAGUGGUAUCAGAACAUUUGAUACUGCAUGCAACUACUCCAAUGGUGACUCUGAGAGAUUCAUUGGACUGUUCUUGAAGAAAUACAACAUUGACAGAAGAUCAAUUGUUAUUUUGAGCAAGUGCUACUAUCCAUCAACUGACAACCCAGAAGGGGGAAAUCUGAUCCUGCCUAAUAACGAGCCAGGUCAUGAGUACCGCAACAGAACCGGUCUUUCCAGAAGAAAUAUCAUCGACUCUGUUGAAGGAAGUGUUGAGAGACUGGGCACUCACAUUGACGUUCUCCAGAUUCACCGGUUUGACCCAAACACUCCAAUUGAGGAGACCAUGGAGGCUCUGCACGACGUUGUUAAGUCCGGAAAGGUCCGUUACAUCGGUGCUUCCACCAUGAGGGCUUACCAGUUCGUGCAAAUGCAGUCUGUUGCAGAAGCCAAAGGAUGGACUAAGUUCAUCUCCAUGCAGGGCUACUACUCUCUUCUUUACAGAGAUGAGGAAGACGAAUUGAUUGCUUACUGCAAGAAGACUGGUGUCGGAUUGAUCCCAUGGUCUCCGUUGGCUGGUGGCGUGCUUGCUAGACCUUUGGAUAAGGCCUACAAUUCUACAGAUCGUUCGAGCGAUCCAUUCAUUGCUGCAAUGUACGGUCUUUCCACAUUAAACGAGGGAGACAAGGCAAUCAUCAAUCGUGUCGAGGAGCUCGCCAAGAAAUACAAUGUUUCAAUGGCUGCCAUUUCGUCUGCAUGGUGCAUUGCCAGGCAGCACUACCCGAUUUUGGGACUUUCAAAGCCUUCCAGAAUCGAUGAUGCUUUGCAGGCUAUCAAGAUUAACCUAACAGAAGAGGAGCUUAAGUACUUGGAAGAACCAUACUUGCCAAGAAAACUCCCACACCUUUUCCGUUAA
This is a messenger RNA of Ogataea philodendri, 1074 nucleotides long. RefSeq lists its product as uncharacterized. The record is from RefSeq and is a predicted model, not a curated record. Lineage: Eukaryota; Fungi; Ascomycota; Pichiomycetes; Pichiales; Pichiaceae. The coding region runs from base 1 to 1074 and encodes 357 amino acids. The transcript has a single exon.